This is a messenger RNA of Manihot esculenta (cassava), 914 nucleotides long. RefSeq names its product protein PLASTID TRANSCRIPTIONALLY ACTIVE 7. The record is from RefSeq and is a predicted model, not a curated record. The coding region runs from base 257 to 748 and encodes 163 amino acids. Lineage: Eukaryota; Viridiplantae; Streptophyta; Magnoliopsida; Malpighiales; Euphorbiaceae. Gene Ontology annotation, biological process: plastid transcription. The transcript is spliced from 3 exons. Gene Ontology annotation, cellular component: plastid-encoded plastid RNA polymerase complex.
UUAUCCAAUAGAAAAUAGAAGAGAACUUAUUGAAACGCUGCGUUUAGACGGGCAGCGGCAGGUUUUGAUGUCCCCUCUCUCUCUCUGCUAUAUCCGCGCGACAUCCUAUCCAGAAGCGUGAACUGGAAGAGACCAAAAGCCUCUCAAAUUUUUGUUCUUUCUUGCACUGACUGAGCCACAGAAUUCCCAACCGUCCAUAGCUACUGCGGCUUGUCCAUUACGGCCUCGGGAGAUUUUCUAUCACUUAAAACACGCCAUGACUAUCUCUACGCUACAGUUUGGUUUCUCUUCAAUUUCAUAUCUACGCUGUUCUGCUCGCCAAUCACAUCAUUUGCUUUCCCAGAAACCUCAGGUGGUUAUGCAACUGCAAAGCAAUGGCAGUGGUCGGAGAGUUUGGCGCCGGAGAAAAUUGUCAAAGAAGGAUGACAUGUUGCGUUAUAAAUUGGGGCGUACUCCAUUUCUCGAGGAGCGGAUUAGGAAGGUGAGAGAGGAGGGAAAGCUGUUGACAAUGGAUAUUGAGAGAUUGCUGCUAUCAGAGGAUAACCGGUUUGAUUUUGUGAAUGAGGUAGCAGCCGAGGCCAAUGAGUAUGUUGAGAGCAACAGAGAUGAGUAUGGAGGUAAGAAAAAGGCAAUCCUUCAUGUGCUGAGUAACCGCAUGAAUGAUGCUGGGUUUUAUCGUACAGAGGCAUACCAGGAAUCUGAUCCUUACAAGCCUGGGCCUGGUUAUUUGAAGGAAGAGUUUACAUAAACUGAAUUUAUUUUUUAAGUAACAAUGCAUCAUCUUUCUUCUGAUGUUAUUCUUGUCUCUGUGUUUGCUGUUAAAAGUGUCAGGAAAUACAUUAUAGCUUGUACAGAUCAUUGGUUGCUCUUUCCUGCAAUUUUUCACUUAAAUGGAAGAUUGCAAACUUAGUUCA